This is a messenger RNA of Jatropha curcas, 555 nucleotides long. RefSeq lists its product as uncharacterized. Lineage: Eukaryota; Viridiplantae; Streptophyta; Magnoliopsida; Malpighiales; Euphorbiaceae. The record is from RefSeq and is a predicted model, not a curated record.
AUGGAAACCUCUUUAGAACCGUUGUCCCUUGUUGCAGAAGAGGAUGAGGGAAAUCAGGUUCCUUCUAGCCCUGGCUAUAUUCAAUCUCAGUAUGACUUUUGCUUGUUCUACAAUGAUGAUGACUUGGAAAGCGUCAUGACGGGCUUGCCAUGGCACUUCAGUCGCCAUUUGUUGUUAUGGCAUAAGCUGCAAGGUCAUGAAGAUCCUUUGCUGGUUCCCCUAUUAAAGACUAAAUUUUGGGUGCAGAUUCAUGACCUUUCUGCGGGUUUUAUGAUGGAAUCGAUUGCAACAAUGCUAGGAAAUUUCAUUGGUGAGUUAGUUGAGUAUGAUAUGAGACCCCUACCUGUUGCACUGUGGAAGUUUAUGAGAAUUUUAGUUAGAUUGGAUAUUACGAAGCAGUUGCAAUGGAGGACAAAACUUAUUACCCCAUCUGGAGAAGCUAUUUUUGUCUUGUUCCGUUACGAGAAACUAUUUGUCUUCAUACGCAAGCUUGGUCACAUGGACAAUUAUUGUGAGCUACGUUUACAUCGACAUAAGGAGGACUUACAACUGUAG